AUGGUGAUCAGCGCGACCGCGGCGCAGAGCCCGGAGGAACUGGACCCGGUGUGGUACCCGGUCAACCGACUCCGGAACGUGGCGGUGAAGGCGGUCAAGACGUCCCACUUCCUCAUGACGGACAUCGACAUCUGGCCCGACGUCAACGCCUAUUCUGCGCUGCACAUGCGAUAUCGCCUCGAGACGGAAAGGGUCGAGGAUGCUCGCAGCGCGAUCGUGUUUUCGGCGUUUAGCCGGCGACGCUUCUGCGAGGAAGAGGAUUGUUUGCAGUACGCGAAUGACGUUCCCGAAACGAUCGCGGACCUGAAGCCGUGUCUGGAGACCAACACGUGCGGGAGGUUCGACGCGGCGAAUCAGUCGGGGCAGGGCACGGCGUACGUCUACUACUGGCGAAGCAUGCUGCGGCAGCCGAACCAGCGAACUAUGGAGCACAUCUUGUGUUUCAAGUCACACAGGUUCGAGCCAUACCUCGUGGUGCGAAAGACGGCCUUGCUGCCCAAGUUUGACGAGAGAUUCUUGGGGUACGGCAAGAACAAGAUCCAAUGGAUCAACCAUCUGCGAUACAGCGGGUUCUCGUUUUAUGUGAUGCCGGUCAAUUUCGUAAUCCACGCACCGCAUCCCAAGUCUGUCGCGAAGACUUCGUGGGAAAAGACCGGGGGCGGCAAGCAGGGCAAGGGCAACAAGCUCAUGGACCAGACGUUUGAGACGUUCAUGGACGAGCUGCGAGCAGAGAAGGGGCCAGAGGAGGACACUAUCACCAGCCUUUGCCAAAAAGACCGGCCACGUACGGGGCAGAAGAAGAUAUCCCAGUUCAGAAAGCGCGGGGACUCUCCAAAGCUUUGA
Molecule: messenger RNA, 843 nt
Organism: Ectocarpus siliculosus
Lineage: Eukaryota; Phaeophyceae; Ectocarpales; Ectocarpaceae
Source: the annotation of a GenBank genome assembly